GGAAGAAUGACUCUGGAGUCCAUCAUGGCGUGCUGCCUUAGCGAGGAGGCCAAGGAAGCCCGGAGGAUCAACGACGAGAUCGAGCGGCAGCUCCGUAGGGACAAGCGGGACGCCCGCCGGGAGCUCAAGCUGCUGCUGCUCGGGACAGGAGAGAGUGGCAAGAGUACUUUUAUCAAGCAGAUGAGGAUCAUCCAUGGGUCAGGAUACUCUGAUGAAGACAAAAGGGGCUUCACCAAACUGGUUUAUCAGAACAUCUUCACGGCCAUGCAGGCCAUGAUCAGAGCUAUGGACACACUCAAGAUCCCAUACAAGUAUGAACACAAUAAGGCUCAUGCACAAUUAGUUCGAGAAGUUGAUGUGGAGAAGGUGUCUGCUUUUGAGAAUCCAUAUGUAGACGCAAUAAAGAGCUUGUGGAAUGAUCCUGGAAUCCAGGAAUGCUACGAUAGACGACGAGAAUAUCAGUUAUCUGACUCUACCAAAUACUAUCUGAAUGACUUGGACCGCGUAGCUGACCCUUCUUACCUGCCUACGCAACAGGAUGUGCUUAGAGUUCGAGUCCCCACCACAGGGAUCAUCGAAUACCCUUUUGACUUACAAAGUGUCAUUUUCAGAAUGGUCGAUGUAGGGGGCCAAAGGUCAGAGAGACGAAAAUGGAUACACUGCUUUGAAAAUGUCACCUCUAUCAUGUUUCUAGUAGCGCUUAGCGAAUAUGAUCAAGUCCUUGUGGAGUCGGACAAUGAGAAUCGAAUGGAGGAAAGCAAAGCACUCUUUAGAACAAUUAUCACAUAUCCAUGGUUCCAGAACUCCUCGGUUAUUCUGUUCUUAAACAAGAAAGAUCUUCUAGAGGAGAAAAUUAUGUAUUCCCACCUAGUUGACUACUUCCCAGAAUACGAUGGACCCCAGAGAGAUGCCCAGGCAGCUCGAGAAUUCAUCCUGAAGAUGUUCGUGGACCUGAACCCAGACAGUGACAAAAUUAUCUACUCCCACUUCACCUGCGCCACAGACACCGAGAACAUCCGCUUUGUCUUUGCUGCUGUCAAGGACACCAUUCUCCAGUUGAACCUGAAGGAGUACAAUCUGGUCUAACCGUGCCUCCCAGAAACCUGCCCUUCCCUCCCCUGGUGGGCUAUUGAAGAUACACAAGAGGGACUGGAUUUCUGUGGAAAACAAUUUGCAUAAUACUAAUUUAUUGCCGUCCUGGACUCUGUGAGUGUGUCCACAGAGUUUGUAGUAAAUAUUAUGAUUUUAUUUAAACCUAUUCAGAGGAAAAAAAAAACAAAAACAGAGGAUGCUGAAGUACAGUCCCAGCACAUUCCUCUCUUUUUUUAGGCAAAAUCUUGUGACUCAAUGUAUUUUACAUCCUCAGUCAUGCACUCAGCAAAGAUAAGAGUUUUUUCUCCUUUUCUCUCUGUCUUUCUUUUUUAUUGAGCAAAACAAAGCUGAUUUCUCUUUUUCCUCAGUCAUACCUCCCUCCUGAUUUCUUCCCACUCCGACAUUAUAACAGCCUUUAUCCUAGUUCCAUUCUUGGUCAAGAUUUUUCUUGAAUGAUACAGUCAGGACAACAUCAUUCAAUUUAAGCCAUCCUAUAUCAGCUUAAUUUAACCUUUUUGCUGAGGGAUUAUAUGUAUUACUACUAUGGUUUUAAAAUGUAUUACUCUGGAUACAUAUCUAGUCUUUCUUUUUAAAUAUGCAUUUUAUCUUGUUGCCCUUUGCACUGGGACAACUGAUGCCCAGGGGUAUCAUUUCUUCUGGGUUUUGUCUUUCAGCCAUAGUUUGAUUGCUCAGAGAAACUCGGUGAAGUAAGAGGGCAUGAGCAAAGACACACACAAGAGUCUUUCCUUUUGAAGUUCAUGUGCCAUUGUUCUUCCUCCUUAACUUACUACUUUUUCUCUUUUUUCUUUUCACCCUCUCUUUAAAAUCACAAUGCCAAAUAAUAUGCCAACAGACACUACAUUCCCCAGUGGCUGCUACUUUUUCAUAGGUUCUCCUGUUUUUAUUUCUUCCAACUUUUCCUUCCCUCUUUUUUUUUCUUUGUGUUUAGGCCACAAUUUAAAAGUGAUUUUUAUUAUGAAUAUGUGUUGCCAAAGCUGGCUUUUUACAAAACAGAAUGUGUUAAGAAGAGCUUAACAAUAAAAGCCAGUGUCUUAAAAUGUAAGAGGAAGACUGUGAAGCCAAUGAUGACUGGCUGAAAAUGAACCUGAAAUUCCAGUUGCCAAACAAUUGGUAACUCACUGUAAAUUUGACUCUCUUGUGGUCCAUUCUUUUAUUUGCCCUUGAGGUCACAUUGUACAGUGUCCACAUCGCAGCAGUGUAGAAAAAGUAUCUGUGGUUCAUCAUCAAAUCUGGGGGUUUUUUUGUCUCUUUAUUUGAAGCAAGUUUUACUUAUUACUCUUUAUGCUUUUUAAGUUCAAGUAAGUCUGCCAGAACUAUUGGUUGAUAGUGUUAUCCUGACACAUUAAACUUGCAAAAAAAAAGUCAUUGCUAGUUUGGACCUUCAAGAUUUUCUUGAACUGAUGACUGGUUAAGUUGAACUUAAGGAAGAUUUAUGGUCUUUACUCAAAAGUAACCUUUCAGUGUUUCAUCAAACAUGUAUUUAUGUAACUAAACUAGAACUCUACAUGUGCAAUUUUUCAACAAACACAAACAAUACAACACAUGUAUGGAAAAUCUUCUGUUAAGCAGCUGAAGUUGAAAUGUGACUUAAGAAAGUAAGUCAAUAGUUGUUUUAAAGCUGCUGGAAAGUUAAAAUCAGGCCACAGUGCUGGUCUCAAUACUAUUUGGCACUAGUCUAAACUUCCACAAAAAUCACUUGGGGAGAAUAACCAUGGGGAGGGAAAGAAUUAACAGCUCAUCAGACAGUUCCUUAACAGUAAGGAAGUGUUCUCACUCUUCUCUCCCAGCCUCAAACAACACAGGUUACUUUUGUUUUCCUUGCUCAGAAAGCACCUGUAAUUUAAUGAACAGACUGUAGGUAUAGUGCAAUUAUGAAUGCUCUAAUCAUUGUACAUACAUCUCUCUUGAUACUGCAGCAUCCAUACUGGCUUUGUAAUCAUUAAUUUUUGGCAGAUUGAAUGUGCUGUAUUGAUAUGUAUCUAUGUAAUUGUAUUGUAUGUCUUAUAGCUAAUUCACAUUUUGAAUAAUGUUAUUUUAUUUACUUUUUUAAGAGAGGAGAAUGUAAAUUUGUCAGUUUAUUUCUGACUAGGGAUUUUUUUUCCAUUUAGAAAAGGAGAAGAAGAAAAAAAAAAACUUACUAUCAUACAGAGCGGUACUAGCAUCGUGCUGUAUAAAAUGCACAUUCCUGAGUAGAGGUAUACUGGUUAUAUGACCCAAAGGUAAUUUCAUAGCAAAACUCAUAAAAAUCAGUCAGAGCUUUUAUACAAACAUGGAAACCAACUUUGUAGAACUUUUGCCAUUUGAUCUAGGAUUGGAAUAUGAGCUUUUAUACAAUUCAUAUUCUUAUUUGGCAAAUGCACAGUUUAGUAUUACCUCUCUGAUGGCCUUUAUUAGAAAGGCAGUUUCAGACGCUAUUGUGAUCCACUAAGGAAAUGUUUUAACAGCUAGAGACCACUGCUUGCCUGAAAGGGCAAUCUUAAAUUUGGUGCAGCAAAACAAAACAAAAUUUUAAAAAAAAGUAAGCAACGACAUUUGAUGGCCUACAGUGUGUAUAGAGAAAACCUCAUCACAAGAUCAUAGUGUUACAGUUCUAGGGGAUCAAGAUAUUCUAUUUAAUAGAGCUAUAGUAGAUGUAGUCGAUUAAACCUGAUCUCAAAACACGAAGAAUCUGAGCAAAAACAAGGAAGGAUCGUUAUAGUUGUCUUUAUGAAAUUAGGAUGGAAUUUGCUAUGCAGAAUUGAGGUUUGUGGCUUCACUGCUCAUCCUGGGGUGCAUGACAGGCUCCCUUCUUUUGAGAAAGGAAAAUAUUGAUCACCCUAGCUGCAGUGAUUUGUAGAAACCUAACUGUAUUCACACUAGUCAACUGAACUAAAAGGGUUUUUUUUGUUGUUUGUUUGGGGUUUUAUUGUAGGGGCUAAGGGCGGGAAGGGAUUCUUUUCAGUUUUGUAUAAAAACAAAGUUUACUCCUGCUUUCUAUUCUCUUGUGACUGCAGCAUCCUGUUUUGCGUGCACACUGGGCUCCUGUUGUUGAUGCUCUAGGUGAUGGGGGCUUGUGGGAGUUUUAUGGUGACUUGGGCAUGUCUUCUUCAAAAACACAACACCAAACACAGAAACCUUUCUUCAGCUUACCAAGGCAAGCAGCCAUUUCAUGACUCACAUAACACACCACAGUCUACCAGUUUACAGAUGAUUUUUUCCCCGUUUUUUGUGUGACUUGGCAGUUCUGACCCACAGUAAAUUCCUUAUUUGUAAUUGGAGGUUUGUACUAUGCCUUACAGAGCUUAAAUUCAGAAGUCUGUGCCUCAUAUCUGAAACAAAGGGAAAUAACACAUUCAUUAAAAGUCAUUGAAUCCCUUAGAAGUCAUUGGGUUUUUUUUUUCUCCUUUCUUAACAUUUCCACAUAAAAAGCUCUGUUGAAUGUCAUGAGUAGACUAGAAAGAAAAAAAAAAAUCUUAGGAACCUGCAUAUGUUGUACCAGCAGGUGAUAUCUACAAAAAUGUUUGAAGAAAACCUGAAACCUCUCUCUCUCUCUCUCUCUCUCUCUCUCUCUCUCUCUCUCUCUCUCUCUCUCUCUCUCUCUCUCUCGAUUAGCAGGCCUGAUAUUUAAAAAGGUAAUUCAGCAAAAGGGCAACUUACUUUUUGUACUUCAGACUAUCUUGAUUGUCAUGGUGUACGAACUGUAAUUUAAAAAUUUAUACUGCCACGUGAUUGUAAAUUUUAGUUGUCUUAAGUUAGGAAUUGGUUAAAAGCUAUUGAUACUGGAUUUGGGUCAAAAUGACUUUAUUAUUUGCAAAAAAAAAAAAUAAUGGGAAGAAAGGGCUGCAUAAUGAGAUACUGCAAGACUCAGAUACUGGUUGGAAAUUCCCCUGAGAUUACCUUCCGGUUACUUUUGAUUUCCCUUUGUUUUCAGUUUCUCAAAAAAAUUUAAAAACAGAAUGAAUGAAAUGAAAUAUAGCAGAAUGUUAACCCAUAUAAAAAUAAAGUGUACCCAAAUAUUGUAAUGUAUAUUGCUGCUCUUCUUAAAAUCAAAUAAGGGUUUUUCAGACCACUUAAUUGGUAAUGAACAACAUCUCUAUUGAUACAAAUACGAUGUGCUUGGUACACACUCAUCUUUUCUUCCAAAGAACUCUUGGUUAGAAACACACAUGAAAACUUAAAAACUAGUAAUAUUGUAUGUUUCAUACUUCCAGCCUAGGUAGUGUUUAAUAGAUCUGUCCUGGUACCUGUGUCUUUAGGAUUUCAUCUUGGUUUCAUGCAAUUAGAAAAAGCGCUGUCAUAGUUGUGUGUGAUUAGGUAGAGAUUUUUGGAGCCAGGCACCUGCCGUUCAGGAGAUAACUUAGUACCAAGUCUACACUUGUAGACUAACCAUUUCCUGCUGUCUUCCUCACUACCACUACCCCUCAGUGACAGCCUCUCAAAUCGUGCAUUCCAAGUGUGUUACACACACUCAGAUACUCAUUUCCCACUUACCCUCCUCAUGUACCAUGGCGCCUCCCUCUGUAUGGUUCCAGCCAAAUAGUUGAUGACAUGUACAUGUCUCUUGGGUAAAAUUGGACCUCGCUUAGCUAAAGGAAUUCUAAUUUCCAUAGAAGAAAAAUAAAACAGGAAAGUUAUUCCUCAGUCGAACAUUUCUUAGGUUGGAGAAAAGAAAGUGGGAAAUUACUGUGUAACUCAGUCUAGGUUACUUUGAUUUGAACUUGUUUGGGGUGAUUUCUUUUCUGCAAAGAAUUCUAAAUGCAGCUUCUGAUUCCUCCCUUCAUCGUGUUGGAAGCCCUUACUAGACCUAUGUAUUUAGGGAGUUUGGUCACAAAACAUUUUUAACUUGCAGUAUUUAAAAGAAUCAUAUUUACUGUUCUUAAAAUGUCAUUCAAAUGCAUGUAUUGUCUAUUGUUUGGGGAUGGGAACUAGUUUUGCAAAAAACACCUAAUGUUGUAUAAUAAUGCCCCAAUGAUCUUGCUGGUUAAAAAUACAGUAUUUUUGGCCAUAA
Messenger RNA from Perognathus longimembris pacificus (Pacific pocket mouse), 6100 nucleotides. It is a transcript of the gene Gnaq, whose product is annotated as G protein subunit alpha q. The record is from RefSeq and is a predicted model, not a curated record. Lineage: Eukaryota; Metazoa; Chordata; Mammalia; Rodentia; Heteromyidae. Gene Ontology annotation, biological process: phospholipase C-activating dopamine receptor signaling pathway; action potential; adenylate cyclase-modulating G protein-coupled receptor signaling pathway. Gene Ontology annotation, molecular function: GTPase activity; G-protein beta/gamma-subunit complex binding; G protein-coupled receptor binding. Bases 7 to 1086 code for a protein of 359 amino acids. The transcript is spliced from 7 exons. Gene Ontology annotation, cellular component: heterotrimeric G-protein complex.